Messenger RNA from Aspergillus pseudonomiae, 718 nucleotides. RefSeq lists its product as uncharacterized. Gene Ontology annotation, cellular component: kinetochore; nucleoplasm. Gene Ontology annotation, molecular function: protein heterodimerization activity. The record is from RefSeq and is a predicted model, not a curated record. Bases 68 to 304 code for a protein of 78 amino acids. NCBI's taxonomy places the organism in Eukaryota, Fungi, Ascomycota, Eurotiomycetes, Eurotiales, Aspergillaceae. The transcript is spliced from 4 exons. Gene Ontology annotation, biological process: kinetochore assembly; mitotic cell cycle; chromosome segregation.
CUUCAUUGCCGCCUGUUUCAUCUAAGUAUACUCCGUACUUAGUCUCUCUUCGACAUUACCGGUGACGAUGGCCGCCACGCAAAAGCUUUAUCCGCGCGGAACGGUGAAGCGUAUUGUUAAAGCUCAGUCGAAUCGCAACCUGAGCAAGAAUGCUGAUAUACUGAUCUUCUUGGACUAUAUGCUUUUCAUGCAAGAGUUGGUACGCGAAGCAUCAAUUCGUUCGCGCAAAGCUGGUGACAAAAAUAUUGGCCCAAAUUCCAUCCAAAAGGUGACCGAGAGGACACUACGAAAGUUCAAGGGUUAAUCAUACAAUGUCAUUUUAUGCACUGUACAUAUCCCUGAACUCCCUCACGGAGAACAAUGGGAGGCAGAGUCUACAUGAUACCAGGGCUGUGGUUCUAUCGUUUAGCGUUGAGCAUGGGAAUAGGUACUACUAUGGCGUUUAGUUUGCCUUCCCCCUGUUUUGUUAUAUCAAGUUCAGACAAGAAUGAGGGAUGUGGAGGCGUUACUUAGGAGUUUAUACUAUGAUACCCCAAUGUACUUGUUCUAUGACUACCUAUUCCAAUUCAUGUCAGGCACCCACGCUUCUUCCUGGUUCAAUCGGCUUUAGAGAGAAGUAAUCCCUAAACAGAUGCACAUGCAGCCCUAAGGCUGCAGCCAUUGACUCGGUAGCUGCGUGCCUACUGGCUGAGCGUUGCUUUGUUGAGCUGCACGCGAC